AUGGGGGGCGCCGGGGGGCACUUCUGUCACACGUGUGCCGACGUGGUGAAUUACCUCCUCGUACUCGUGUUCGUGCUCGAGAUCGCUUUCCGCAUUUACGCGAAGCGCCUAAGGUACUUCUUCGGCCGAGAGUGGAAAUGGAAUGUCGCCGACAGUGUACUGGCAACGUACUGCAUCAUCGAGUUUGCCGCUUCCCGUACCUACAAGCCCUACUUCCAGAUAGUCCGCACGCUGCGUUUGGUGCGGGUUGUGCGUGCCAUACGGAGCGUGCGCGUGUUCCGCGAUGUGCGGCUCAUGGUUUGCUCCCUCAGCCAGUCGUUGGUUCCGCUCUUCUCCGCGUUCGCGCUGCUGUUCGGGGUGAUCUACGUCUUCAGUAUCUGCUUCAUGUAUGGCGCGACCAUCUACGUAGAGCAGGUUGGUGCCCGAGCGGACGUUGUCAGCGAACUGAGGAGGAACUACGGCAAAUUGUCGACGACCAUGUAUACUCUGCUACUUGCGAUAUCCAAUGGUAGGGAUUGGAACGAGUUGGCAGCCCCACUGUGCCAGAUCCACUGGGGCUUUCAGGCCCUGUUCAUGUUUUACGUCCUCUUCGUCGUCAUCGGGGUGCUCAACGUACUGACGAGGGGGUCGGCGGAUUUUCGUCGAGCGUGCCCGCGAGCUCAGCAAGCUCGACAGAGACCUCGCCACGCAGGGUGA
Molecule: messenger RNA, 696 nt
Organism: Prorocentrum cordatum
Lineage: Eukaryota; Dinophyceae; Prorocentrales; Prorocentraceae
Source: the annotation of a GenBank genome assembly